AUGUCCGACCAAGGCAGACGACAUGAACUCCUCACCACAUCAGCCGUGUUGAUUGCCCUUUCAACUACUACCGUCGUACUACGACUAACCGUACGCUUCUUUAUCGUCAAGAAGCCUGGAAUGGACGAUUAUAUGAUGCUGGGUAGCACGCUUUUCAACGUUGGGUACUUAGUAUGCAUUGUAUGCAUUCAAGCGGAUGGGCUAGGAUUCCCAAUGAGGACGUUGACUUCCGAAAAUAUGAGGAGUUUUCUCAAAUUAUCAAUCGUGAUCGAAGUGAUCUACUACACCAUCAUCCUUUUCAUCAAAAUUUCGAUCGUGUUCAUGUACUUGCGAUUUGCUGUCAGCAAGACCUUCAGACGGUUCUGCUAUGGCACGAUAGCGAUUCAAACCCUGCUCUUCAUGGCCUCCGUCACCGGCACUCUACGUCAAUGCAGACCGCUUGAAAAGGUCUGGGACGUCCCUCGACUGGUGUCUGGCACGUGCAUAAAUUCGACCGCCUUCUUUUACGCUAUCUCAAGCUUGAACAUCUCGACGGAUAUUUGGAUCCUCGGCUUGCCCAUACCGACAUUAAGGGCCAUCCAUAUAUGCCGAAGAGAGAAAUACGGACUCUAUUGCGUCUUCGGCAUCGGCAUCUUCGCGACUGCGCUGUCCAUAGUGCGUUUGCAGUCCAUCUACACGUACACCCUCUCCAUUGAUCCCAUCCACGACGGAAUACUGAUAAACCUAUGGUCCAUAAUCGAAAUCAAUAGCGCAAUAGUGUGCGCCAACAUUCCCGCAUUGAAAAUUCUGUUCACACCGCGACUUCUGAUUGAGCAGACGAGAACCAAUAAUAGGUCGACCUGUUUCGGGUCGCUUGAGGCCUGA
This is a messenger RNA of Pseudomassariella vexata, 864 nucleotides long. RefSeq lists its product as uncharacterized. The transcript is spliced from 7 exons. Lineage: Eukaryota; Fungi; Ascomycota; Sordariomycetes; Amphisphaeriales; Pseudomassariaceae. Bases 1 to 864 code for a protein of 287 amino acids. The record is from RefSeq and is a predicted model, not a curated record.